Molecule: messenger RNA, 1847 nt
Organism: Cooperia oncophora
Lineage: Eukaryota; Metazoa; Nematoda; Chromadorea; Rhabditida; Trichostrongylidae
Source: the annotation of a GenBank genome assembly
AUGGGUGAUUCAGAUCAGGAGAAGGUGAUCGCAACUUUGAAAGCAUACCUCAAGUUAUGUGCCAAACCCAGUCACCGACCUCUUAUUUUGAAAGAUCAAACUAUUCUGCACGUUCUGAAGAGCUUUUUGGGAGAUGAUCGUGUUGUUGUUAUGACUUACCUCGUCAAGAUCCUGUUAUAUUUGUCGGAAAAUCCGGACGAUGCAUUGGUGUUGAGUAAUGUGGGCGGACUUGAGGAAAAUCUAGCGUCUGCAGCUGAGAAAUCGUUUCCACCAAAUAUUGUCUACAACAUUCUUAUUAUUGUCUCCCGUCUCAAAUCCGCGCAGGACAAAGCGGCUCGUAAUAAGCGAAUAAUCAACAAUCCUGUUUCUGCUCCGGCUGAUGAAAGUUGCAUAGGUGGUGGUGGAACUAUUUCACGAAAAUUUGUCUCCCGCAAAUCAAAGCAGCUGAUUUACGAGUUUGACGAACUGUGGGAGGAGCUUAAAAAUGAAAUCGAGCGUCGCGUAUUGGCUAAAAAAGGUGUCAUCAGCAUUUAUUUCAACAUGACAACUAAUAGAGCAACCAUACGUACAGUUCUUAAUGUCGACGCCCAAGAAAUAACUGACUUGCUCUUCGAUUGUGGCUGUGAAAUGGUGACUCAAGUGGUGAAAGUAGAUGGCGUUGACGAGUUGUUCAAAAUGUAUGCAAGUGAACGAGAAAAGAAGGUUGUGAAGCUGCCAGACUAUCUUGACGAUCUUGAAGUAGUCGAUCCUAAUUCGUGUGUCGUCACAAAUGACUACGCUAGUGCUCGUAAAGAUGGAGGUGGAUGGUUCAACACUCUGUCAUCGUUUAUGCGAGGUGACGUACUUGUUGCGAACCAAAUGCAGUCAAUGAACAUUGGCUCUAAUGGUUCUGAUUAUAUAAACGACCUGUAUCGAGCAUACCAAGAUGCUGAAACAAUGUAUACUGAAACCCGUUCGUCUCGUAUUCGCGCUGCUAUGUUCCCUGAAAGUGAAGCUGGUCCAUCGAGUGGGAUCCCUCAUCGCGCUACGAUCAUUGAACAGAUGUCACUACCAGCUCGUGUUCUGAAAACGGCAGUACUCGAUCUGCUUUCUUUUGAAGGGACAUCUGAUAUUAGCCUACUCCCAAUCCCGGAUCUUGUUGACCUCAUGUCAGAUCGCGAUGAGGUAUUCAUUAUAUUUACUGUUUUUUGGAUAUUCAAAUGCUUAUGCUUGAAAUAUCUUCUCAGGCGGUUUUGGCCCGUGCUGUACAACGUGAGCGACAAUGUGAACGUAAAACGUGAUGCAAUUGGAGCGCUGAGCCAUAUCUCUGAACAUCCGCAAGGAAGAAUGCAAAUUUUCCGAUCUGGUGGACUGGCUGAAUUAAUUCGGAUGCUUUAUUGCCCUGUUGAGACGGUUGUGCAAUAUGCUGUUACAACGCUUCGUAAUCUUCUAAUGCAUGUGGAUACCGUCAAGGCGCAGGCACGUGUCCUAGGAGCAAUAGAAGCUCUCGCGCCGUUGCUUCUCAGAAAUAAUUGGAAAUUCUUGGCAUUGGUUGCUGACAGUCUCUACUUUCUCCUGCUUGACGAUCCGCAGUCAAAAAUCGUAUUCUUGUCACUGGGAGGGCCACAAACAUUGGUACACAUCCUCAAUAACUACUCACAAUAUCCAAAGCUAAUGUAUACUGUAAUCCGAUGCAUAAGAUCACUGUCGGUUUGCCAACAGAACAAGGCGGCACUAAUCAGUCUAGGAUGCCUCCCUGCGUUGUACAAGGAAAUGUGCACUGCGGCAGAUGAUCGUGUGCUGCUAGCAAUUCUUGUUGCUUUGAGAAAUUUGUCAGAUGCAGCCACUAACGAGGACAACUUAGCGCC